Molecule: messenger RNA, 1096 nt
Organism: Didymella exigua CBS 183.55
Lineage: Eukaryota; Fungi; Ascomycota; Dothideomycetes; Pleosporales; Didymellaceae
Exons: 1
Coding region: 219-902 (227 amino acids)
Source: RefSeq, a predicted model, not a curated record
CACUGGCUCAAUAGAGGCUCGAUAGAGAUCCACGAUUUGGGAAAACAGAUAUGGUACGACUUUAAUUUACGCUGCUAUUGGGAUAUUCUAGCGUACCACAUCUCGGUGAAGUUUGCACGCAGCCUCGAGCUUGGCGUGUUGGCUCUUCGUUACCCCGUAGGCCAACUAGUCCUCUGCAGGUAAACUUUAGCGCAUCUGCAUCUCUGCUGCUCCUAACCAUGCAUAUUGCACACUACCAUGCUGCCAUGCAGCAAAAGCAGAGCCUCGCCUGCGCUCUGCUCACCUAUCGCGCGACCUUCUUGAGGCAUCUGGCUUAUACACCGAGUCUUACACCGGUAUUUCUGACAGGCCUGACCCUCCAAGUGCACUAUACAGCUGUCAGAUGGACAGCAGCUGGCCAUUUUGUCCCCGCGGCUUUGGUCACCAAUCAAUGCAUGAUGCGCAAAUCUCCGCCAAGGUACGUUCACUGUUCCACCCGCAUGCAGCAUCUCGGCCUGUCUCGCUUGUCCUCGCCUCUCAACACCUCCACAGCCUCGCGAUUACGUUGUCUCUCUCCACAAUAUCGACCUAGGCACCCCCGCUACUCUUACCGCUGUGCUGUGCUAAUCAUCGCCGGUAUACACGUCCGCCAAAUUUGGAUACCGCAGGUCAGCAUGCUCCUCGAGAUACUCCAUCCACUGCUUCAAGAACGCGCUGCCCCUGAGAUGUGCGUUAGCAGCGUGCUUUGGGCGAGGCGUGCAGAUGUCGUGAUACGGCGAAAACGGCAGCGAGGGGUAGCAGGAAGUGUGGGCUUGCAGGUGCGGGAUGGACCUUGUCUUCGACAUGCGCCACCAUCCUCUUCACCACAGCGUUUCAACAGUCUUUCAGCCUGCCACACAAAUCUAUCUCCAUCCGCAAUGUAAGCGAUACAGGAGAAAGGUCAUACGUACUUGCUAAUCGUCUCGCUGUCACCGAUCACGCAGAGAUGUCUCUUCGGUCUUGUCAUGGCGACGUUGAGUCUCCUCUUCUCGCCCAGAAAGCCGACUUCAUGAACUGAAUUGCUGCGCACCGUACUCACGACAACAGCUUCUUUCUCGCGGCCCUGGAAACCAUCGAC